Molecule: messenger RNA, 1069 nt
Organism: Glycine soja
Lineage: Eukaryota; Viridiplantae; Streptophyta; Magnoliopsida; Fabales; Fabaceae
Product: glutathione S-transferase 3-like
Exons: 2
Coding region: 121-780 (219 amino acids)
Biological process (GO): glutathione metabolic process
Cellular component (GO): cytoplasm
Molecular function (GO): glutathione transferase activity
Source: RefSeq, a predicted model, not a curated record
ACCAGAAAAAUUAUUUUCCCUAAUAAACAUUAUCUCUAUCUAUCCUUUGAAACUAUUACCUAUAAUUUCAGAGCUAGCUAGUUCACAGCUUCAGUUCGUUUUUGUUGAUCCUGUGAACUUAUGGCUGACGGGGUGGUUCUGUUGGAUACAUGGGCCAGCAUGUUUGGGAUGAGGGUUAGGAUUGCAUUAGCUGAAAAGGGUGUUGAGUAUGAAUACAAGGAAGAAAAUCUCAGGAACAAGAGUCCUUUGCUUUUGCAAAUGAACCCAAUUCACAAGAAAAUUCCAGUUCUGAUCCAUAAUGGCAAACCCAUUUGUGAAUCUGCAAUUAUAGUGCAGUACAUUGAUGAGGUCUGGAAUGACAAAGCUCCAAUCUUGCCCUCUGACCCUUAUGAGAGAGCUCAAGCCAGAUUCUGGGUAGAUUACAUUGACAAAAAGGUGUAUGACACUUGGAGGAAAAUGUGGCUUUCUAAAGGAGAGGAGCAUGAGGCAGGGAAGAAGGAGUUUAUCUCUAUCUUUAAGCAGCUAGAAGAGACACUGAGUGACAAAGCUUAUUAUGGAAGUGACACCUUUGGGUUCCUUGAUAUUGGUUUGAUCCCUUUCUACAGUUGGUUUUAUACCUUUGAGACAUAUGGCAACUUCAAAAUGGAAGAAGAGUGUCCUAAACUCGUUGCUUGGGCUAAGAGAUGCAUGCAAAGAGAGGCUGUGUCCAAAUCUCUUCCUGAUGAGAAGAAGGUGUAUGACUAUGUUGUGGCCGUAACAAAAGUACUUGAGUCAAACUAGAGAGACUUCUUGAAUAAAUUCACGUAAGGUCUUGUGUAAUUUUUAUCUUAUGUUUGCUUGGGAGUUACUUAUAGCUUCCUAGACACUUGAGUGUGUCUAGUGUCUGCAGGAUUUGUAACUUUAUCUUAUGUUUGCUAGCCUUCAGUUACUUAUGAUUGCUAGACCCUUGAGUGUGUCUACAGGAUUUGGAGCUGAGGAAGGAUGGAUGUUGUAAUGUUUGUUUUAAGUUGUGUGUUUAUGAUCAAUAAAUCACUCAUUUUAUAAGGACACAUAAUAGUUGUUUUCUUAA